AUGGAAUUGAGGAAGAGAGGUAUGUCCUUAUUAGCCAAAUGUGACAGGUGCUUACAACAAGAGGAAGACAUAACUCAUGCUUUAUGGGGCUGUCCUAAGGUUCAAAAAAUUUGGAAACAGCUGGGUUAUUCCAAGUUUACUGAGUUAAUUGGCCUUGAUGCUUCGGCAUUCCUUUGGUGGCAAUGGGAACACCUUUCACAGGAGAAGUUUAUAAGUUUUGCGGGUUAUACUUGGUUGAUUUGGCAACGACGGAACCAGUUUAUUUUUCAAAACAGGGACCCGGACAUUCACUUCUGGAUUCCUUGGGCGAUAGAAACCAUAGAAAAUCUUUUGGGACAGCAAGAAACCAGAUCAGGUCCUCCUCCUUCUAAGCCGAUUCUUCACUGGCAGCCCCCUCCUAAGGAUGUUUUCAUAGUCAACUCAGAUGCUUCACUGGUUCACGGGCAGGAAGGCUGUGGAAUAAGUGCGAUAAUUCGUAACGAAGCUGGUGGUUUAAUUGUUGUUGAAACUUUGUACAUACCCGGUUGUAUGGCUGUCAAUCUUGCCGAAGCUGCUGCUAUUCUUUUGGGACUUAAGCUAGCCAUUAAAUGGUCCAUCUCAAAUGUGUGGGUAGCAUCUGACAGCAAAACAAUGAUAUCUGCUAUUACUAAAGGUGCUUCUUCUCCAACAGAUUGGGGGCAUUUGGUGCAAACAAUUAUUCAAUUGAAGACCGAAUUUCAGUCAAUUCAAUUUUUGUUUUUUACCAAAAAUUGUAAUAAAGUUGCUAAUAGUUUAGCUAAGUGGAGUCGUAUGACUCAAAAGUCCGAAGUUUGGACUGAUAGUGUACCUUCUUGUGCUGCUGCUUUUUUAAUAGCAGAUGUGCCUAGUGUUGCUUAG
Messenger RNA from Cannabis sativa, 876 nucleotides. RefSeq lists its product as uncharacterized. Gene Ontology annotation, molecular function: RNA-DNA hybrid ribonuclease activity; nucleic acid binding. Bases 1 to 876 code for a protein of 291 amino acids. Lineage: Eukaryota; Viridiplantae; Streptophyta; Magnoliopsida; Rosales; Cannabaceae. The record is from RefSeq and is a predicted model, not a curated record. The transcript has a single exon.